This is a messenger RNA of Polychytrium aggregatum, 1169 nucleotides long. Its product is annotated as ribosomal protein S5 domain 2-type protein. Lineage: Eukaryota; Fungi; Chytridiomycota; Chytridiomycetes; Polychytriales. Gene Ontology annotation, biological process: U1 snRNA 3'-end processing; nuclear polyadenylation-dependent mRNA catabolic process; nuclear polyadenylation-dependent rRNA catabolic process. The record is from RefSeq and is a predicted model, not a curated record. The coding region runs from base 69 to 950 and encodes 293 amino acids. Gene Ontology annotation, cellular component: nuclear exosome (RNase complex); cytoplasmic exosome (RNase complex). The transcript is spliced from 6 exons.
GUGUCAAGAUCCAUCGCAGCCAUCCCAAAGACCCAAUCUCCCUCUGCCACCCACCACAGCGCAUCACAAUGAGUGCCGAUAUCGCUACGUCUGCUGGUGUGGCCGCCGACUCGUCGGACUUUGUCCUCGACGCUGAGACGUUCAAAAAGAUCCAUCCUGCCGAGUAUCACCGGCGGUUCUUUGCUCAGGGCGUGCGGCCAGACGGCCGGUCGCUGGAAGACAUCCGCACCACUCUCGUCACCACCGACGUCGUCAAGACAGCACAUGGCUCGUCAAUGGUCAAGAUCGGCAACACCACCGUGAUUUGCGGCAUCAAGGGCGAGGUCGCAGCGCCGCUCGUGAAUACACCCGAGGAGGGCUAUCUGGUCCCAAACAUCGAUCUGCCUCCGUUGUGUUCGGCGCACUUCAAGUCUGGACCUCCUGGAGAAGCAACGCAAACGAUGAGCGAGCUUCUAAACAAGAUAACCACAAGCUCCAAGAUGUUCGACCUCAAGACGCUGUGCAUCGCGCCCGGCAACGCCGUCUGGGUCCUGUAUGCUGACAUUGCCUGCAUCAACUACGACGGCAACGUCUUUGAUGCCGCCUUGGUUGCGCUGCUUGCGGCUCUCGAGAACGUGCGGCUGCCAAAGGCGACCUGGAACGAAGAAGAGGGCUCUGUCCAGUCGUCAGAGAAGUGCACCGUCGCCCUGACCCUCCAGCGCCGGCCGACAUCCACAACGUUUGGGAUUUUCGACGGCGAGACCCUCCUUGUCGACCCGACCGACGACGAGGAGAUGCUGCUGUCGUCGACGGUGACCGUCGCCCUUGACGAAGCGGGGGUCCUGUGCGGUAUCCGCAAGCCGGGCGGAUCUGCACUGCCGCUUGCUGUGCUGCAGAGGUGCAUCGAGAUUGCUCGCAUGCGCUCCCAGGAGCUCUUACAGGUCCUUCGCAAGGCAAGCAGCCGGCGUUGAGCGACCUGGUGGCCUGGCAGCUCGUGGAACAUGUCUGGCACCUGAGUGUUGUGCAUUGGGGCCUUGGACGCCAGCUCGUGUAGCUCAAAGCUCAAAGCGCAAAGCUCAAAGCUCGAGACGCGAGGUUCGACGGUCAAGGUUUGGCCGCGGCCAGUCGAUGGGUGUGAGCGAGUGCAGCAAUACACUCGGCAUCCCGCUGCUUGAGCAGCUAACCGUGAA